UCUCUUAUCCCCUCGUCCUCCGGUGUCACUUCCAAUUCACUUCCUCUGCUCUGCGCAAUGGAGCUAGGCCUCGCGCUCCGGCUAGCCGCGCCGCCGGCGCGCCUCCCCCGCCGCCGGUAUUCAACACCGCCGUGCGCGCCAGGACGGAGCGGUAUCUGCGCUGGGAGGCGCGAGAGUAGGGGGGCGGGGGCUGUGUCGACGAGUGGGGGUGUGAGCUAUGCGGUGGUUGAAGAUGAGGAGGGGGAGGAGGAGGAGAUGGCGAGGCCGCGGCUGGAGCUCAUCGAGAAGCCGGACCGGAGCCUGGCGCUGCUGGACGAGUACGAGUCGGAGGAGCUGGGGGCGGCGCUCUGCGCCAACCACCGCAGCGGUUAUGUUGCUGUGUUGGGGAAGCCGAAUGUCGGCAAGAGCACCCUGAUAAACCAAAUUGUGGGUCAGAAGCUUUCGAUCGUAACGGACAAGCCACAGACCACACGUCACCGCAUUCUUGGUAUAUGUUCGGAACCAGAAUACCAGAUAAUACUUUAUGACACGCCAGGCGUCAUUAAGAAGGAAAUGCACAAGCUAGACUCGAUGAUGAUGAAGAAUGUCCAGAGCGCUAUUGGCAAUGCGGACUGUGUGAUUGUCGUCGCUGAUGCUUCCAAACUGCCCGAAAAGAUAGAUGAUAUGCUGGAAGCGGGUGUGGGAAACAAAGAUACCAAGGUCCCUGUUGUGUUGGUACUCAACAAGAAAGAUAUGAUAAAACCCGGAGAAAUCGCAAAGAAACUCGAGUGGUACCAAAAAUUCACUGAUGUUGACGAUGUUAUACCUAUAAGUGCUAAAUUUGGUCAUGGAGUGGUUGAUAUCAAGGAGUGGAUAUUGUCAAAGCUUCCACUGGGUCCUGCCUACUACCCCAAGGACAUAGCUAGUGAACACCCCGAGAGAUUUUUUGUGGGGGAAAUAGUGAGGGAAAAGAUUUUUCUUCAAUAUAGGCAGGAAAUUCCAUACGCAUGCCAGGUUAAUGUUACAAGUUACAAAAGCAGGCCUAGUGCCAAGGAUUUUAUUCAAGUUGAGAUACUUGUUGAGAGGGAAUCACAAAGAAGCAUUAUACUUGGGAAGGAUGGGAAAGCUAUAAAGACGUUGGCAACAGCAUCAAGGCUUGACAUUGAAGAUUUCCUUCAAAAGAAGGUUUAUCUUGAGAUAGAUGUGAAGGUGAAGGAAAACUGGCGGCAAGAUGAACGGCUUUUGAAACGUUACGGCUAUGGUGGGGAGAUUCAAGCGCUAUAAAUACAAGCAUGGCACAUUGCUUAUCAGGUCGUGGGAGUAGGAAAUAGCCCGGGUUUUUUACUUUUCUUUUCUUCUUCCCCUGUUGAGUUGAGGUAUUUAGGUGCUGAAAUGCAGGUUGAAUUAGAUCAGUUAUUAGUCAGGAACUCUUACCAAAUUUUGAUGUAGACAUCUGGUGUACUAUGGAAUAGCUGUUUCUACAUCCAAAUCAUAUUUCAGCUC
Molecule: messenger RNA, 1482 nt
Organism: Triticum urartu
Lineage: Eukaryota; Viridiplantae; Streptophyta; Magnoliopsida; Poales; Poaceae
Product: GTP-binding protein Era-like protein
Biological process (GO): ribosomal small subunit assembly
Molecular function (GO): ribosomal small subunit binding; GTP binding; rRNA binding
Source: RefSeq, a predicted model, not a curated record